ACGGACUCAAAACACUCCCUCUGUUUCUCUCUCGGCGACUACCGAUUCACCGUUCGAUCUGAGAUGGCGGAUUCCGAUAACGAUUCAGGCGGUCACAAGGACGGAGGGAUCGCGUCGUCGCGUGAGCAGGAUAGGUUUCUGCCGAUCGCGAACGUGAGCCGGAUCAUGAAGAAAGCGUUGCCUGGGAACGCGAAAAUCUCCAAGGACGCCAAGGAGACUGUGCAGGAGUGCGUAUCGGAAUUCAUUAGCUUCGUCACCGGCGAGGCUUCGGAUAAGUGUCAGAGAGAGAAGAGGAAGACGAUCAACGGCGACGAUCUUCUCUGGGCGAUGACGACGCUAGGGUUCGAGGAUUACGUUGAGCCGUUGAAGGUUUACCUGCAAAAGUAUAGGGAAUUGGAAGGGGAGAGGAUGACGACGGGGAGACCGGGUGAUAAGGAAGGUGGCGGCGGCGGAGGAAAUGGAAGCUCUGGCGGUGGAGGUGGAGGAUAUAAUGGCGGAGGAGGGAUGUACGGUGGGAUGGUGAUGGGGCAUCAUCAUCAAGGACACGUCUCUGACUCGGUUAACAACUCGAAAUGGCUCUCACAGGAGAGUACUAAUUCUCAUAUCUCUGUUCUCAUGCAAGCUUGUAUUGUUAAUUCUUCUAUGUUUUUGAUCAGAGCCAUUCACGGUGCAACAAGUAUGGUGUUAUACGCCAACGCCAGUUACGAGUCCGUGUACUGA
Eruca vesicaria subsp. sativa (arugula) is the source of this 720-nucleotide messenger RNA. The record is from the annotation of a GenBank genome assembly. NCBI's taxonomy places the organism in Eukaryota, Viridiplantae, Streptophyta, Magnoliopsida, Brassicales, Brassicaceae.